AUGACUGCUGAGGUGAUGGUGGUGGACGGGAGCCCCUUCCUGUGCAAGGUCCUGAAAGGUGACUUUCAGACAGUCCCACAGGAGCUUCUGACCGCAGCCGGGGUCAGGAUCCAGGAGUGGCCGCUGGAAGCCUGGUUUGGGGCGACCGUGGCCAUCGGCCUGACUAUCUUUGUACUCUCCAUUGUCACCAUCAUCGUCUGCUUCACUUGUUCCUGCUGCUGUUUGUACAAGAUGUGCCGCCGACCCCGUCCGGUUGUGACCACCACCACAGCCACUACUGUGGUGCAUACCCCUUACCCUCAGCCUCCGAGCGUGCCACCCAGCUAUCCUGGACCGACAUACCAGGGGUACCAUUCUGUGCCCUCCCAGCCAGGGAUGCCGGUAGCACCUUACCAGAUGCAGUAUCCACCACCCUACCCAGCCCAGCCCAUGGGCCCACCAGCCUACCACGAGACAUUAGCUGGAGGUGCAGCUAUGCCCUACCCUGCCAGCCAGCCUCCUUACAACCCAGCCUACAUGGAUCCCCCAAAGGCAGUUCCCUGA
Molecule: messenger RNA, 543 nt
Organism: Chrysochloris asiatica (Cape golden mole)
Lineage: Eukaryota; Metazoa; Chordata; Mammalia; Afrosoricida; Chrysochloridae
Gene: SHISA5
Product: shisa family member 5
Exons: 6
Coding region: 1-543 (180 amino acids)
Biological process (GO): positive regulation of canonical NF-kappaB signal transduction
Cellular component (GO): endoplasmic reticulum
Source: RefSeq, a predicted model, not a curated record